Molecule: messenger RNA, 3628 nt
Organism: Porites evermanni
Lineage: Eukaryota; Metazoa; Cnidaria; Anthozoa; Scleractinia; Poritidae
Source: the annotation of a GenBank genome assembly
AUGGAAUGGAAUAUCAUCUGGAGUCUUUGCUUUGGCUUAUUGGCAGCUGCAGUUAUUUCUGGGAACAUAGUCACGAUCACAAUAUUCCUUAAAAGGCGACUUCGUAAACGUGCUUAUUUCCUUCUCAUUAGUUUGGCGGUGGCAGAUCUCUUAGUAGGAUUGCUGGCAAUUCCCCUUUACAUUGCACUUCAGUACGAAUACGACAACUUUGAAGACGACCAAAUCAUUGUUGCUGUCACUGAUUUCAUGGACAUGUUCACUGGCUUUACGUCCAUCUUUACUCUUGCCACAAUAUCAUUGGAGCGAAUGUAUGCUGUUGGUUGGCCUUUUCGUCACCGAACUCAGGGUUCGCGAUUCUAUAUCUUCGUCAUAUCAGUUCCAUGGAGGGUGACCCACCCCCUAAGGGUAGCUGAAAAUUGCACGACCCACCCCUUGCACAAGGCUCAAAACCUCAUGACCCACCCCCUCUCUGCUCCGGCCCACCCUCCUCUAUACUUUUUGACCAGUCCCUAUAUAUCCAUGGAUACGUCAAGAAGAUCACACGAAGUGCCCAUUUACUGUGGUAAGCUACAAUGGUGUUUAGGAGCCAAUCAUGAUGCUCUAUUUGACAGGAACACGUAACUGCAAAAUUUCUUCGCAGCUUUCAUUCGCGCCAAAUGACAAACUCGUUCUCCUUCGCGCCGGAAUGAAUAACUGUGGCUUUGAGACUGGAUAUGGUGGAAUUUCGGGCGAUACUGUGAAUAUUUUACGGAUUUCAAUUGAUUUCUCUACCUGUUUACUAGAUCGACUAUUUUAACAGCGGCUAAAACCAAAAUUAUUUUUAUUCUUGUUAAAAAUUCGAAUAUGCAGGGUGAUUUGCACAAUGGAGUUCUCUUUAACUGGCGAUACCAGACACGAGGAUGUAACGAACAUCAACCUGUACCGUCUAGACUACGAGUAGUCCCCAUUUUUUCUCAGAGACAGUAGAGAUAGCGAAACGCGAGCGCGCGUGAAAAUUACCCCACGCGUGUCACGGUAUACUAAAAUUAAACCCAAGUGUGAUGUACCGCGGGAAAAUUUACCACGGGAAAUGCCGUUUACCGUGCUGUGUGUAACCGCACCUAAUGUCUCAUUUCCAUUUUAACUGAAUUAGAAAGUAUGAAAUGACCAACUGAUACAGCUUGGCCAGCACUCAGUGUGACUGAAUAAAAUGGCUAAAAGCGAUAAAAAGUAAGGCAGAAACAAUUACGCGUGGAAGGAUUUUUCGCGUCGCCGCAGGGAGGAAACUUUUUUCCCUGCGGUGAAUAUCAUUCUCAGGUAGAGAAAAUACUUUGGAGUAUCGGCCAGACACUUUCUGUAAAUUGCUAUAACAUUAAAGUAGCUAAUUUGCAUAAACUUUCAGUACAGCCUUGAUGUCAUUGUUGAAGUUGAAACUGUGUUAAAGUUGAACUAUUUUCUGUCAGAAAUACUUGUAAUAGCCAAAUGAAUUUUCUUUUCUUUUUUACGUUUUUUGAUACAGUGGCAAACAAAGAGGAGUUGCCACAAAUUUUAUUCUUUUAACAAGUAAAUUGGUCAGUACCUUUACUUUGAUAGCAUUGAUCCUGGAUCAGGCACUACUUUUGCAAAAUAAUCUUUCAGCUCCAUGUAAUCAUUCUCAUUCUUUUAUGGAAUUGAUUUCUUAGUCAGUAAUCCAUACGAUACAAGUGAUAAGCCCUUAAAGCAAUGAAGAAAGAAAGAACUUGAUCAUGUUUAAUGUUUGCGCCUGAAUUUAUCGUUUCCGACGGCACACUUGUCACGUCUGACAGCGGUAUUUUAAGGUGGCCCGGAAAACCGUCUCUUAAAAGAGGAAGCAAAACGUCUUGGUCCAAGUAUAUGUGAUUAUUUUCUGACGGAUAGAAUGGUUAUCAUUCAUUAUAUGAAAAAACGAAAAUUUGCUUCUACACGGACACCCUCUUAAGACGUGAGCUUUUGAUCCCACCCCUCUUGUUAAAAAAUAAGUUAAAUACAGUUCAAACCCGUUCAAGCUAUGACCACCAUACUUAGAUUUAUCUGCAAACAUUUUAAAGCCUUCGUGACGUGUAUGCCAACAUUGACGUUACCAUGGCAAUUGAGUUUUACAGACACGUUUUUCCUCAUUUGAAAAAGGAAAAAAGUUUCAUUUGUACUUUCACUUAUUGAGUUGUUAUAUUACACUCAUUAUUUUAGCAUUAUUUGAUCAAAAUUUUUACAACUGUCAAAUGUAAUCCGAGAUUUUUGGUAACUAAUUUGACGAAAAACAUAAAUUCCGGCAAUUCAAUGUUCAUUUCUCUGGGAAUGCCAAAACUCGCAUAGUUUUUGUUUUCUCAGUAUUCUUUUAUGUGCAGAUAGAAUUUGUUGUUACGAUUACCUCGAUUUAUACGGGUUUAAAAUGAAAUAUAACAUAUUAAAUUGGUUUAAAAUGGUGGAUCAAAGAAGACGCAUGGUUCCAGUGUUUGUAACAAAAAGAACGUCAUAAUGACAUCACUGGUAAGGUUUAAGGUUACUAAUGGUUAGUCAACUUCUUGAUUUUAUUACACACCUUACUUAAGUAUUUUUUCGCUUUAUGGCUAUAGCUUGAGGGGAAUUUGGAUUCUGCCAAAAAAAAAUUUAAAAUAUGACCUGCCAAUGACGUUGAAUUUCAUUACAGGCCAGAGGAUCAUUUACAAUGGAUUUUAACCAAUGGAAUAUCAUCUGGAGUCUUUGCUUUGGCUUAUUGGCAGCUACAGUUAUUUCUGGGAACAUAGUCACUAUCACAAUAUUCCUUAAAAGGCAACUUCGUAAACGUGCUUAUUUCCUUCUCAUUAGUUUGGCAGUGGCAGAUCUCUUGGUAGGAUUGCUGGCAAUUCCCCUUUACAUUGCACUCCAGUACGUAUAUGACAACUUUGAAGACGACCAAAUCAUUGUUGCUGUCACUGAUUUCAUGGACAUGUUCACUGGCUUUACGUCCAUGUUUACUCUUGCCACAAUAUCAUUGGAGCGAAUGUAUGCUGUUGGUUGGCCUUUUCGUCACCGAACUCAGGGUUCGCGAUUCUAUAUCUUCGUCAUAUCAGUUCCAUGGAUCCUAUCGUUGGUUGCUGCAUCAACAGAGAUUGUUUUGCAGUACGUGCUGGUGAGACCACUAACUUUUACCUUCAUUCUCACUGUUAGUAUGUUUACACCAAUCAUAAUCACUUACACGGCUUACUUUUUUCUGUGGAAGAAAGAGAAAUCUCGAGUAAGUGUCUCCCAACAAAAUCAUCAGCUGCAAGACCGAAAGUUAGCCAAGACUGUGGCGUUAAUAACAGGUGCUUUCCUUUUGACAUGGCUUCCUCUUCAAAUUUCACUUGUGGUUAUCAAUUUCUGCAUUUCAUGUCGGCAACUAUCAACCGUGGCGAGGCAUUUCAUGAAACUACUCCAGUAUGGAAACUCAGCAAUCAAUGUCGUUAUGUAUGCUGUGAGAGACAAAGAUUACAGAAGAACUUUUGGUGUGAUGAUUUCUUCCUUGAACUGCCCUCGCCAAAGACGUCGUGAAGCACCCACGGUCGUCACGUUGACGACAUUUGCUGAUUUUAAUGCAAAUACUCCCGAAAGCUUUCAGCAAACUAACGAAGUUUCUGCCAUCGAGGACGAAGGAAUUCUUACUCCCCGGUGA